This is a messenger RNA of Haemonchus placei, 723 nucleotides long. NCBI's taxonomy places the organism in Eukaryota, Metazoa, Nematoda, Chromadorea, Rhabditida, Trichostrongylidae. The record is from the annotation of a GenBank genome assembly.
AUGACAUGGGACGGGUGUAGCUUGGAGUACCUCAAAAACGAAGCAUGUGAUGUUCUUGUGGCACUUUCCAGUCAUACCUCAUUUCGUGAAGACGAACACUUGGUGCAAUCGCUGCGGCUCGUAUUUUCAAAUAUUUUCCGCACAUUUGUUAAGGAUGGUUACCCAUCACGAAAUCCGCCCACGUCGGCAAGUCACUACUCUCAAAUGGACUUCGAGGACGAUCUGGAAUGGCAUAACUUUUUUAUGCGAUUCCGCUCUCGUCUUCAACUGCUGAUUGCUAACAACCUUGCUGACCAUUUUGAUCUCUUGCUUUCUGUCUAUGAAAAAGAUGUGUUGCACAGAGUCCUAUCCGAUCCUUACGGAGUGAAAGAAGUUGAAUGGGAUGCGAUGCAGAAGUUUGCUCGGAGUGUUAUAGCAGUUGCUUAUGAGAGAAACAUCGUUGAUAAAAAGAAUGAACGUCUAAUUGCCAUCCGCAAUACAUUGGUGACCAGAAUGGGAAAUGUGACGGUUUGUGAUGUUCUAAGUGAAAUGUUAUCUCUUCAUUCGCCAUCUGUUUUGAGCUAUGAGGACGAUUUCGACAACUUCACAAUUUACUUCUCUCUUCUUAGGAAAGCGUUGUUCAUGUCAGCGGGUCACAAGACACUUAAUAGGCAUGUCAUAAGUCUCAUUCUUCGCACUGUUCAGCAUUUCCCGACUUACUUCAAGGUAUGUUCUUUUCCUUAG